Phytophthora infestans T30-4 is the source of this 990-nucleotide messenger RNA. RefSeq lists its product as uncharacterized. Bases 1 to 990 code for a protein of 329 amino acids. The record is from RefSeq and is a predicted model, not a curated record. The transcript is spliced from 2 exons. Lineage: Eukaryota; Oomycota; Peronosporomycetes; Peronosporales; Peronosporaceae.
AUGGCGGACACUAGCGAGCCGGGGUUGCCUCUAGACGGCACACAUGUGCCGUUAAUCCACCUCGAGUUUCGCUAUCGUCAAGUGGAUACGGUGCUAGCACUAGCAUAUGGCGGUGCCUGCUUCUUCGCCUUCUGGGCCUUCGCCAUGCACGCGCAAUCGCCCACGCGUCAGGCCGCCACUCUCGGCUUCUAUUUACUCAUGGGACUGGCUUCGCUCACCCGCGUAUUAUGGUUCGCCACGCCCUACGGUGUGCAGUCGGUACUGGUAGAGCCACCACGGAUCAUGAUGGGCGACGAGGGCUCCGUCCAGUUCCUAUUGGCGGAAGCAGUCGAGCUGCUGGGCUCCUUCCUGCUCUACAGCGUCUUUGUGCUCAUCGUCGUCUUCUGGGCAGACAUGCUACGUCGCCUCUUCACACACGAGAGUGUGCGUUCGCAUCCUCUACGCCUCUUCUUCUUCGUAUUUGGCGCCAUAGUAGCGAUCCAAGCCUUGGGCUUCAUAGUAUUUGCAGCCAAGAAAGAAGACUCGUACUGGCUCAUGAUCUACGACGACGUCGUCAUGUGUCUAUUGUCGAUUGGGUCACUUGCAGCGGUGCUUGUGUACUCAUUUAGGAUGAAAACGGUACUACAGGCCUUCCUUGAGGUCAGCCAGAUCGACACAACCGACCGGAUCAAGGCGGUUAACUGGGCCACGUCCAUCUGCGCCUUCUUCCUCGUGUCCAAUUGCGUCUUCCUCAUCUACUCGAUCGUGAGUCUCGCGCAUUUCCAUCGAGCUGGAGCGUAUCUCGAGUCCAAGUGGUGGUGGCUCUUUGUGGCCUCUAAACAUCUCGUGGAGAUCUUCGUGUUAUACUUUUUACUCUACACGCUCUGGGGCAAGAGCUCGGACGACGCAGAGAACUCCAAGGACGGAUACGAACCCAUUCCAGACUAUCUCGACGACGACGACUCGAACGGCGUCAACGCAUCGCCUAGCACACCCAGACGUUAUCGCUAG